GUGUGCGUAACCGCGGCCCCGCCCAUUAUAAUCACAUAAGGAACAAGGAAACGACACCUGUUGCCGUUGCGCAUCUUUCACUCACGUCCACGAACUACUAGUCAUACACAGGACAUCACCAUGUCUGAGGGUAAAACAGUCACAUUGAAGCCUGUGGAGCUGAUAGAACCAGAAUCAGGGUUCUCAUCCUCUCACCUGGACCCCAGCCACACCUCCUAUCAUCCCCCUGCUUUAGAAAAGACACACCUCCAAGCCCUGGACAGUGAACACCCAGGGACAAAGGACGAAGGCCUUGUUGGCCCUACACCUGAUGCUGGGGCGCAAGGGAAUCGAUGGACCUCAACACUGGAACAGUUUAAACUGAAGCGGUUCUUCGUCUUGAGGCCAGGGACCAUGGAACAAGCCCUCGAGGACAUCAAGGCUCUGGUCAACCAGGAUGAGGAUGGCGAUGUCCAUGGUGUCUGGCUGAUGGCUGAGGUUGACCAUUGGAACAACGAGAGAGAGCGUGUGGUGCUGAUCACAGACACCUCCCUGCUGAUCUGUAAGUACGACUUCGUCAUGCUCAACUGCGAACAGAUACAGAGAAUCCCUCUCAACUUUGUGGACCGCAUCACCCACGGCAACUUCAGCUUCCCCCAGCGGUCUCUUCUCACGAGAGGAGGAGAGGGUGUGCGUGUGUUCUGGGACCGGCUAAGGGAACCCUCGUUCUUGUCUAAAUGGAACCCGUUCACUACAGACUACCCGUUCAGCACCUUUACCUAUCACCCCGUCAGGAACAUAGACCACAGGUUCACUGCUCUCUGUGAGAUCCAGAGUUUCCGUGAGCGGCUGACGGAGGCAGCCCAGAAGGCCCACCUAAAGACGCCCGUCCCUGGCAAGGCCAACGGGGUCCUGGUGCUAAACCAGCCCCUGCUCAUCGAGUCUUACGUGGGUCUGAUGUCCUUCAUCGGGAACCAGAACAAACUGGGAUACUGCCUGGCACGGGGAAACAUCGGCUUUUAAACAAUGCUUUAGCUGGGAUACUGCCUGGCACGGGGAAACAUCGGCUUUUAAACAAUGCUUUAGCUGGGAUACUGCCUGGCACGGGGAAACAUCGGCUUUUAAACAAUGCUUUAGCUGGGAUACUGCCUGGCACGGGGAAACAUCGGCUUUUAAACAAUGCUUUAGCUGGGAUACUGCCUGGCACGGGGAAACAUCGGCUUUUAAACAAUGCUUUAGCUGGGAUACUGCCUGGCACGGGGAAACAUCGGCUUUUAAACAAUGCUUUAGCUGGGAUACUGCCUGGCACGGGGAAACAUCGGCUUUUAAACAAUGCUUUAGCUGGGAUACUGCCUGGCACGGGGAAACAUCGGCUUUUAAACAAUGCUUUAGCUAGAAUCUUUGAAUGUACAUUACUACUUGGGUUACUUAAUAAUAGUUUCCAGUUGUGGCCUAGUUACAGAUAUGAAGUAACAUUAUAAAUAUGUUUAAUCUUGUGUCUAAUCUUAGCUUGCUCAUUCCUUAUAGUUCACGCUCUGGUUUUAACUAAACUUUAGCUAGACGUUAGACGUAAUUUCUUUAUGUUUCUUUGUUUACAUUCAUUAUUUUGGCCUAUUUACAAAUUUGAAGUCGUUUUGUAUCAUUUUAAUAGUUGGAAGGAUAUGUUUCGAUGCUAAUUUAAAAUGUAUUUCAAAAAAAUAAAACAAUUUUGAAAUUGUUGGUUUUAGUUUUCUGUCGUGUUAAAGUGUAAACGUAGUUCCCCUUUUAGGGUUCAUCUCCUACGUAGUUACCGUGCCAAAUUAGUUCCUGCCGUCCCAGAGUUGAUAAAGUUUAUACAAUACCGUGA
Messenger RNA from Salvelinus fontinalis (brook trout), 1825 nucleotides. It is a transcript of the gene tprg1, whose product is annotated as tumor protein p63 regulated 1. Gene Ontology annotation, cellular component: cytoplasm. The record is from RefSeq and is a predicted model, not a curated record. The transcript has 6 exons. Bases 121 to 1002 code for a protein of 293 amino acids. NCBI's taxonomy places the organism in Eukaryota, Metazoa, Chordata, Actinopteri, Salmoniformes, Salmonidae.